CCCGUGUUCUCGGUGGGCCUAUCACCCUUUGUCUUGAUUUUAUCGCUUUCUCUUCCUCCUGUUUCUUGGAUCUUCUUCACCGUUAUUUCAACAUUUUCACUUUUCCCAACACCUUUUACUCCAAGAAACAAACCACCUUUUUCUUCUUUUUUUUCCUUCCAUUUUCUUCACAUUGAUUUCAUCAAUUACCAGCACAAUUUGUUCACAACCCUUUCAUGUCGUUGACCAUCAAACAAGAAGUCCAAGAGGAACCCAGAAAUGGGUUUCAAGAAAUUGUUGAAGAAAAACAAAGUAUGAAGAGAAUUCAGAGUGAAUCAUCCAUUGAUGAAACUGAAGAUGAAGGUGAUGAAGAAGCAGAAGAUAAUAAUAAUAAUAACAAUAAAAUUGAAUUGGGUCCUCAGUGCACCCUCAAAUCACAACUUGAGAAAGAUAAGGAUGAUGAGAGUCUUAGAAAGUGGAAAGAACAGCUUCUUGGAAAUGUUGAUAUUAAUGAUGUUGGAGAGUCACUCGAACCGGAAGUGAAAAUCAUUAGUCUUUCGAUCUCGUCUCCUGGGAGAUCUGACAUUGUUCUUGCGAUACCCGAAGAUGGAAAGCCGAAAGGGUUAUGGUUUACGUUGAAAGAAGGUUGUCGUUACAGUCUACGGUUCAAGUUUCAAGUUGGGUGUAAUAUUGUUUCCGGUUUAAAGUACACCAACAACGUAUGGAGAACUGGUGUCAGAGUGGAUAGAGUGAAACAAAUGCUUGGAACUUUUAGCCCCCAACAAGAAGCAUAUACUUAUGAGAUGCCUGAAGAGACUACACCUUCUGGUUACUUUGCAAGAGGAUCUUACUCUGCUAAAACAAAGUUUGUUGAUGAUGACAACAAAUGCUACUUGGAGAUCAACUAUGCGUUUGAUAUCAGAAAAGAUUGGGCCAACUCUGAAUAAACAAAUGCAUAAAUUGUCAGAAAGCUUUAGUCUUGAAGUUUCUUGUUUUUGUUUCAAGUUUAGUGUGAUGAUGCCAAAUUUUAUAUGAGUUUGCAUUUUACCUUUUACAUUGUAAUAUGUUGUACUGAAAUUAUAGUUGGUGAUGGUUUGUGUAGUCUAAAUGCUAAUGGGUUGUAUCUUUGGGCUCCUAUAUAGUUCUGGCUUGGCCCAGUGGGCUAUUGGGUUGUAUGGCCUACAUUGCUCAAGACUGAUAAUAUAACAUAACUUUCUCAAUACCAA
Helianthus annuus (common sunflower) is the source of this 1205-nucleotide messenger RNA. RefSeq names its product rho GDP-dissociation inhibitor 1. The coding region runs from base 216 to 926 and encodes 236 amino acids. The transcript is spliced from 5 exons. NCBI's taxonomy places the organism in Eukaryota, Viridiplantae, Streptophyta, Magnoliopsida, Asterales, Asteraceae. Gene Ontology annotation, cellular component: membrane; cytosol; cytoplasm. Gene Ontology annotation, biological process: Rho protein signal transduction. Gene Ontology annotation, molecular function: protein binding; Rho GDP-dissociation inhibitor activity. The record is from RefSeq and is a predicted model, not a curated record.